Messenger RNA from Schistocerca serialis cubense, 2929 nucleotides. Its product is annotated as lymphoid-specific helicase-like. NCBI's taxonomy places the organism in Eukaryota, Metazoa, Arthropoda, Insecta, Orthoptera, Acrididae. Gene Ontology annotation, biological process: DNA methylation-dependent constitutive heterochromatin formation; negative regulation of gene expression via chromosomal CpG island methylation; pericentric heterochromatin formation. Gene Ontology annotation, molecular function: ATP binding; chromatin binding; ATP-dependent chromatin remodeler activity. The record is from RefSeq and is a predicted model, not a curated record. Gene Ontology annotation, cellular component: nucleus; pericentric heterochromatin.
AAACAUGUGCGCGAAAGUUUGGCGCGUCGUACAUUUGUAGUUUAUAUUUUAGUUGGAAGAACAAAGAACGCAGUUUGGCAUAACAUUGAAGCAAAUUGACAGCUGACAUUGUGUUAACGUUUUAAGCUUUGUGUGUUAAGUGUUGUAUCCAUAAUUAGUAUUUUACUGUGGAGAACACAAAAGUUUUGUCUUUAGUGAAGUUCGGGAAGCUUUGAAGUUUGCAGGAUACAGAAGACGCAGAUUUGUUGGUGCCAAUACAAUUAGCAAUGGAUUUAACAGCUGUUGACGCAAGUAAUAUUGGAAGUGUGAUAACUAGUGAUGUCUUGGAAGAAGAAAAACGUCUUGCAGAGAAGGCAGAACAAGCAGAAAGAGAACUGCAGAAGCAAUUAGAGGAACAACAAGCACAAGAACUUAAAGAACAACGUAUGAAGAGGUUAUUACAUUUGCUGACUAAAAGUGAAUUUUAUGCCUGUUUUCUAAAGAAGAAACUUGAAGAGACUCAGCUGGAAAAUAAAAUAAAGGAAAGAAAAAAGAAAAUUGACACAGCUGGUCCACAAUCAACUCAGAGUUCAAAACUAGCACCGCUUUCUAAUAGAGCUUUACGCGACAGAAAUGAAUGUAAUGUGCUUCCAAAGGGUGAGACUCCUGCUGUGCAAAACAUCAAAAAGCCAGUUUCAAAUAAGAGAAAAUAUCCAUAUAAUGACAAUUACGAUAUUUCUACAGUAAUUGAUAAAGAUGCAAUACAGAAUGCAAGCAAAAAAAGAAAUUGUGAAGUUAACAAAGAGCCUAACAAAUCUCCAGAAGAUGCCUGUAAAAAUGAGGAAAAUAAUGUGAAAACUGUUUCUCAAAAACAACCAGUGCUCUUUGAAGGUGGUGUGCUGCGCAGUUAUCAGAUUGAUGGACUGGAAUGGUUGAAGGCAUUGUAUGAAAAUGCAGUCAAUGGAAUUCUUGCUGAUGAGAUGGGCCUGGGAAAAACUCUCCAAUCAAUUGCCCUAAUCUGUCACCUCAUUGAAAUGAAAGUUUCUGGACCAUUCCUUAUAAUUGGCCCUUUAUCAACCCUACCCAACUGGGUGAUGGAAUUCAAGCGUUUUGCACCAAAGGUUCCUGUAAUUCUUUUCCAUGGGAACAAAGAGAAACGUGCUGCACUACUGCCUUUAAUCCGCACUAAGCAUGAAGUACCAGGAUUUCAUCGAACAUAUCCUGUUGUUGUUACGUCUUACCAGAUACCAUUGUCUGACAGUGCCAGAGAGCUGCAAAAUAUUAAAUGGCGUUACAUCAUUGUCGACGAGGGUCACAGAUUAAAAAACCAUAAAAGUAUGCUCUCAAGGGCUCUUCGGAAGUACAAUGCUGCUAAUAGACUGUUACUAACAGGCACUCCACUUCACAAUGAUUUGACAGAACUUUGGUCACUGCUCAACUUCUUAUUGCCAGAAAUUUUUAAUGACCUCAGUGUUUUUGAGUCUUGGUUUAUGGCAUCUGAAUUAACUCAAAUGAGUAGUGACGUAAAGAUAAUUGAACAAGAGAAGAAGAUGAAUGUAUUGUCAACUAUGCAUCAGAUUCUUACACCAUUCGUGUUGCGUCGUCUGAAGACUGACGUAGAAUUGAAGCUACCACCAAAGAAAGAAGUGCUUGUGUACUGUCCAAUGACAGAAUUACAAAUGGCAUUGUACAAAGCAACAGUUGAUCGCAACAUAGAAAUGUUGAGGAAUGUUUUACCAGACAACAAGGAUGGUACACGUAAGAAACGUCGGUGUGUGCUUGCGAAGAAACCUGUUUAUGGUUUCACAGAUGAUGAUGAUGAUGAUGAUCCAGAAGAAUGGGAGGAAAUUGUACAUGAGAAAAAUAUGAUAACUGUAGUGGACAAAAAGGACCAGAAGUACCGUAUAAGCAUUAAGAUGCAGAAUCCAAUGAUGCAACUGCGCAAAAUUGUGAAUCAUCCAUAUCUUGUGCAGCAGCCACUACUGCCUGAUGGAGCAGUAAGGAUAGAUGAAACUAUGGUGGAUAAAUCUGGAAAAAUGCUUGUCCUUGAUGCACUGUUGCCACGUUUGAAAGCUCAAGGGCACAAGGUGUUACUGUUUUCAACUUUUACAAUUAUGUUGGAUGUUUUGGAAGAAUAUAUGCAAAUGAGAGAUUAUCAGUACAGCAGAUUAGAUGGUUCCAUGCAAUACUCUGAGAGAGUGGAUAACAUUCAGCACUUUAGCCACAGUGAGGAUACUUUCAUUUUUCUCAUCUCAACACGUGCAGGUGGUCUGGGACUGAAUCUCACAACAGCUGAUACUGUCAUUAUAUAUGACAGUGACUGGAACCCACAAGCUGAUCUACAGGCCCAAGACAGAUGCCACCGCAUAGGACAAACAAAGCCAGUUGUUGUUUAUAGGCUAGUAACAACAGCGUCUAUUGAUGAAAAAAUUGUCUCAUUAGCUGAGGCAAAGAGAAAACUGGAAAGGAUGGUCAUUCAUAAAGGGAAAUUCAAAGGAAAUGUAGAGCAGAAAGCAGAGGUUGUGGAUCUGGAGGAACUGAAAAACUUGUUGAAUUCGUCUGACGAGAGAAAAGUGGUUCAUUCAGAAGGAUCUGUUUUGACAGAGGAGGAGCUGUUAGUUCUGCUGGACAGGAGUGACCUCCUCUCACAAAUGGAGAACAACAAAUGAUUACAGUCCUGGGAGUAAAGCAAAUACUAGUCUGCACAUGGCUUCUCGCAAAGAAAUUGGAAGCUGGUUUUCUUCCUUGGUUCAGAAAUGGACUACAUCAAAUCAGUAUUUUUCUUGUUGUUAAAUGUUAGAACAUUAAAUAUUUACAAGAUUUCAAUGUCAUUCCCUUUGUGUAGUUUUUGUUCACAAUUGUGAUAUUGUAAUGUUUGUGUGAUAAUACUCGAUGUUAUAAUUUAUACAGUUCUUUUACAAUAAAGCAUUGUGAAUUCUUGUUUUAUUUA